Messenger RNA from Penicillium canescens, 1215 nucleotides. RefSeq names its product terpene synthase family protein. The transcript is spliced from 10 exons. Bases 1 to 1215 code for a protein of 404 amino acids. NCBI's taxonomy places the organism in Eukaryota, Fungi, Ascomycota, Eurotiomycetes, Eurotiales, Aspergillaceae. The record is from RefSeq and is a predicted model, not a curated record.
AUGCAUGAUGAAUAUCAAAGAUCUAGGGAUGAAGUUCUUAAUCCUUGGAUUGAAAGGUGGGUGGAUGACAAGCGCACGGCUCAAAAGCUUAAGGCAGCGGAUUUUGGUGUGUUUGCCGCUGUUUGGUGUGCAAGCGCAUCAUACGACGUACUUUGCACAGCCGCUAAGUUUUUUGCUUGGUACUUCGUGUAUGACGACAUCUUUGACUGUGGUACCCUGAAAUAUGACACACAGGUCCUUGGGGCCUAUAGAAAAGCCAGUAUUCAAUACUUCAAGUUCAUUCUUGUUGACGAAGGAGAUGUCCCAAAUCUUUCGGCUUUUGGCACGGAGCUAGAGAAAAGCUUACGUUGCUGGGACGAGGUCGGCCAUCACAUCAAAGAAGUUUGUUCGAAGGAGACUCGCGAAAUCCUAUGCGACGAAAUGCUGCGAUAUGUUGAAAGUCUUGACAACAUGAACAGUAUCUUUAGUGAGCGCGUGCCCUCCCUGAACCAAUACUGGGAACGACGCGAGGCCACGGCGGGGGUGUAUUCUGUGAUCGCUACCAUUCCGUUCAUUUAUGGGGUAGACGUUACCAGAGAGGAUGUUCAGGUGCAAUGCAUGAAGGACCUAUGGAAACAUACUUCUUACUUUGUUCAUAUAACCAAUGACAUGUUUUCAAUGCGCAAAGAAAUUGUAGGGUUUCCUCACUCCUCUAGUGGAGCCAAGACUGAAAGAUUACAGCAUGAUGGUCAAAUCGAAAACCUGAUUCCUGUUUUGAUGCUGAAUCGCGAUAUUGACUGCAACAUGGCCAUGCAACAAAGUUAUGCCUUGGCACUUAAUGAAGCGAUGGGUUUACGCAACUUUGAUUUAAACGCCUGCAAAAAUUCACACAAGAUACCAAAGAGUGUCUCACAGGCAUUCAUUCGCGGUUGUCAAGAUGUUGCAAUGGGCCUUGCCCAUUGGAGCUACUGUGGCCAUCGCUAUGUGGAGCCCUGGGAGCGCGAUGCCAACGGCGCUAUAACAUUUACGAUUGCCGUUCCAAAGCCCCUGUCAAAAGCCGUCGGCUUUGCCAAAGGACUCAACCUUGAGUUUGGUUCCGUUCAGUCCAUUGAUCAUGUUGAUGGCUAUUUCGACUAUCUCAGCCUUGGGAUCGCGUUCUGGAAAUUCGUUAUAUCCAUUGCCUCCAAACUGGGCGGGUCAAUUGAGGUAACUCGCAUGAUAACUUGCCAUGUUUGA